AUACAAUCAAAAUCAAAGAAUUUUCAAUUUUUAAGGUUAGGGUUUUCCAACGAUGGCUGAGGAGAGAUCGACCGGAGUCGUGAAGUGGUUCAAUGACACCAAGGGCUUCGGCUUUAUCACUCCUGAUAACAACACCGAAGAUCUGUUCGUCCACCAAUCGUCGAUCAAAUCCGACGGCUUCCGCACCGUCGCCGAGGGCGAUACUGUUGAGUUUCUCAUCGCCGUCGGCGAUGACGGGAAGAUGAAGGCUGUCGAUGUGACCGGCCCGAACGGCGCGCCUCUGCCGGGGAAGAAGGAGAGCUUCGGCCGGUCCGGCGGCCGUGGCGGUGGGAGAGAUUCUGCUGGAUUUGGCGGUGCGUGGAGAGGUGAAGAUCGCCGCAACGGUGGCGGCGGCGGCGGCGGCGGGUGUUAUAAUUGUGGCGAUACCGGACACAGAGCUAGGGAUUGUGAUCGUGGUGGUAACGGCGGCGGAGGCCGUGGUGGUGAUGGAUGCUUUACUUGCGGAGGGUUUGGUCACAUGGCCAGGAACUGUCCUUCUGGGAGCGGCGGCGGUGGCCGUGGUGGUGAUGGCUGCUACAAGUGUGGUGAUCUGGGCCAUAUGGCAAGAGACUGUUUCAAUGGAGGAUCCGGUGGUGGAGGCGGCGGCGGCGGCGCAUGUUUUACUUGUGGGGAGGCUGGUCACAUGGCUAGGGAUUGUGGCAGGGGAGGCGGUGGUGGUCGCGGUGGCGAUCGGUAUGGCUACAGUUCUGGAUCCGGUGGCCGCGGCGGUGGCUGUUACAACUGUGGGGAGGCUGGCCAUUUCGCCAAGGAGUGUCCAAAGUGAGAGUGCUAGUAAAUACUCUUUUAAGAGCUUUAAUUUUUCUGGGUUAAAUCCUUGGUAUUUAGUGUUGGUUCUCUUGUUUUCUUUUGCGCAUUGUGGGAUACAUAUGUUGUUUUGGCAAGGGGAUUUUGAUUUUCUGAUGAUGUGCCGCUGUUUGGCAAACAAAUUCGGCUAUAGGGUUAGGUGUUUUUAAUCCCAUUUGUUAUGGGUGACUCCUGGAUAAUUUUUUUUAAUUGAUCAGUGGUUUGAAGUUUGGAUUAUGGU
Fragaria vesca subsp. vesca is the source of this 1084-nucleotide messenger RNA. RefSeq names its product cold shock protein 1-like. NCBI's taxonomy places the organism in Eukaryota, Viridiplantae, Streptophyta, Magnoliopsida, Rosales, Rosaceae. Bases 53 to 823 code for a protein of 256 amino acids. The record is from RefSeq and is a predicted model, not a curated record. The transcript has a single exon. Gene Ontology annotation, molecular function: nucleic acid binding; zinc ion binding.